Messenger RNA from Lytechinus pictus (painted urchin), 7923 nucleotides. RefSeq lists its product as uncharacterized. The transcript has 2 exons. Gene Ontology annotation, molecular function: zinc ion binding; nucleic acid binding. Gene Ontology annotation, biological process: DNA integration. The coding region runs from base 501 to 5882 and encodes 1793 amino acids. The record is from RefSeq and is a predicted model, not a curated record. NCBI's taxonomy places the organism in Eukaryota, Metazoa, Echinodermata, Echinoidea, Temnopleuroida, Toxopneustidae.
AAUUGAAUAGAAGUCAAGAUCAUAGACACACAUGCUGUACUGGUGUGCUUGCCAUUAAGAUCUCAACAUUUAAGAAACAUUUUCAAGUUAUGUCCUGAGGAAAGUUGUCAAAAUCCCAGAGAGCCAAAAGUUGUAAACCACGUAUUGUGAAACAUGCACGUAUUGUGAAACAUGCACGCAUUGUGACACAAACACGCACGUACACACACACACAUGUUCUCACGCUCACACGAUUGACCACACCCAUACACCCGCUUAUGAUACGUCGCACACAAGGUGCAUGUAUAUAUUGAGAAUAAACGUUCAUUCAACUGUACAAGGCGUUGCUUGGAUUUAUUCUUUGUCGUCGGGUGUCGUUGCUGAUGUGCGUUUGAACUUUGUCGAUUCUGGGGUUUGAUUCUGCAACUACAUCUCAAAGUUUACAACUCUUGGACGUCUUCACAUAACUUCGGACGUCUUCGACUGUGUGUAUCAAGGUGUGAAGGAACGCGGAUCUUAAAAUGGACGUCGCUGCCGAGAAGGACGACACAAGGUCGACAUCAUCGAAGGCAACAUCAAGGGCCAGUACAACCGCCAGCACAAGGCUGCGGGAAGCAAGAAUAAAGGAGGAGCUCGCAAGGAAAAGACAAGAACAAUUGCUCAAACAACAAGAACUUAGGAAAAAGGAAUUCGAACUGAAAGAGGAAAUGGAUAAAAUGAAAGCGGAAAACGAACUGGAGAACGCCAGGGCUGAAGCGGCAUUGUGGCAAGAGGCCGAAAAUGAACAAUAUGUAUUAGAAGGUAACAGAAAUUUGCCUCUUUCGGGAAUGCCUGAGCCUGACAUAGAUAACAGAACGCAGGCAUGGUGCAACCAACAGGCACAAACUCCUGAAGGGGGCAAGGAAAAUGUAUUGAAUGUGAAUGCAAAUGAUUUUAUCCCCAAUACAGACAAGGUUGUGGCAGGUGCUCAGAAGGAGCAGGCAGGCCAUGAUGGGGACAAGAAAGGUCAAGCAAAUAAGGUGAGUGAUCUAGGAAUUGCAAAUAUGCUUGCUAUGGCUAUGAGUUUGCCAAAACCAGAUAUUCAACCCUUUUCUGGCAAUCCAGUCGAUUACUGGAAAUUCAUGAAUACCUUUGAGGUGAACAUAGGGGAUAAGGUGAAUGAUGAUAGGAUGCGCUUAAAUUAUCUCAUACAGUUCUGUACAGGUAAGGCGCGCGAUGCCAUAGAAAACUGCAUCCUUCUGGAACCAAGUGCAGGAUAUGCGCGUGCGAAGCUAAUUCUUCAUGAUCAAUUUGGUCGCAACUAUAUUGUCGCCCGCGCUCAUGUUGAAAGAGUUUUAAAACGGUCACAUAUACGAUCUAGUGACAGCCAAGCCUUGUGGGAUCUGGCAAGGGACAUGAGAAGGUGCCAGAUCACAACAUCUCAGUUAGGGUACACUGCAGACAUGAGUACGACAGAAACCUUACUCAAGAUACAGGAGCUCUUACCUAUUCACUUACAAGGACAGUGGGCAUCGAAGGCCCACUCACUUAUGGAACAGGCCGUCAUCCCAAAUUUCAGUCAUAUGACUGAUUUUGUGGAACAGGCUGCGAAGGUGGCCAGCAAUGUCUUUGGUAAGCACAUUGGCAGGGGUCAGCCUGGUAAACAGCAGCCAGCAAAAUCCUCAACCAAACCAAGAAGUGGUGCAGUUUUUAGCACUGCAAAAGAAGCCCAAACUGCUAAGUGCCCUUGCUGCAGUAUGACUGGGCAUGGAUUAGGAAACUGCGAUGACUUCAAAAGGAAAUCAUCAAAGGAGAGACACGCUCUUGUAAAACAGAAGAAGCUGUGCUUCAAUUGCUUGAAACCGUCCCAUGCAGCAAGGGAGUGUAAAAACAAGGGCGUUUGCAGGAAAGAAGGAUGCGGCAAGAAGCAUCACACCCUAAUCCAUCUUGACCUCCAGCCAAAGGAGGAUAAGGAUCCUGAACAAGGGGAGCUGACACCUAGGGCCGGUAAGUCGAAUGAAGGUAGCUCUCAUGCGGUUGGCGGCAGGAGGGCAGUCUCCUUAAGAGUAGUUCCUGUCAGAGUUGUUAAUGGAGAUAAAGGCGUUUCGACAUGGGCACUCCUUGAUAACGGGAGUGACGUAUCGCUCUGUGAGCAUGGUCUCAUACAUGAACUUGGGGUGGUCGGUAGGAACACCUCCUUCAAGCUGACAACUGUGAAUACUGCUUCAUCUCAGAAGGGGAUGGAGGUGUCUUUGUCCAUACAGAGCCUCAAUGGCGAUGUAGAGUUGGAAAUUCCUUCUCUAUGGACUGUCGAUAGGUUACCAACAUCACGUCAGAGUAUCCCGGUUCAAGAAGACGUGGACAAAUGGCCACAUCUUCAGGGAAUAGAACUCCCAAAUGUAGCUGAGAGUGACAUAAGGUUACUUAUUGGCUCCGAUGUCCCUGAAGCAUUUUGGGUAGAGGAAGAGCGAAGAGGUAGGAGGAAGGAGCCCUAUGCAAUCCGGUCACCACUUGGAUGGACUGUAAUGGGACCAACAAGUUCUAGGUUCACACCUAGAAAUGGCUCGGUCAAUAAUAUGACCGUUGACAGCCAUCUACAGUUUCAACUGGAAAGGUUCUGGCAGAUGGAUAAGAUGCCAGGAGAUGAAGCAGAUCUACCUGCUGAGUCCACUGAGGAUCGGAGGGCAAAGAUGAUGAUGGAAGACUCAGUCACAUUGACUGAUGGACAUUAUCAGUUGGGGCUGCCAUGGCGACGCCAACCUCCUAAUCUUCCAAACAACAAAUGGCUGGCAGAGUCUCGUCUCAAGUCUCUAAAGAGAAGACUUCAGCGAGACGAGAAUCUCCAUAUGAAGUACUCAAAGACAAUGAAGGAGUACUUGUCUAAAGGCCAUGCUCAAGAGGUGACAAACAACUCUGAGCAAAACUUCCCUUUGUGGUAUCUGCCACACCAUCCUGUGACACACCCUAUGAAGCCUGAAAAGGUGAGGGUUGUGUUUGAUUGUGCAGCGAAGUUUCAAGGAAUCUCCUUGAAUAAUCAGCUGCUAAGUGGUUCAGACCUAACAAACAAGCUUAUAGGUGUGCUUAUGAGAUUCCGCCAGGAGAAGAUAGCACUAGUCGCUGACAUUGAGGGCAUGUUUCAUCAGGUCAAGGUGACACCUUCUGAUGUUGAUGCCCUUAGAUUUCUUUGGUGGCCAGAUGGUGAUUUAUCCAAGGAACCAAAGGAAUAUCAAAUGCUGGUGCAUUUGUUUGGUGCCACGUCCUCUCCUAGCUGUGCAACAUUUGCCCUUAGGAGGACAGUCGAAGACAACAAGGAUGAUUUCAAUCCCGAUGCUUGUCAGACAGUCAGAGACAACUUUUACGUCGAUGACUGUCUCAAGUCUGUUGCUUCAAAGGAAGAUGGAAGAAGAUUGGUAUCUCAGUUGAGAGAGUUAUUGCAGCGUGGUGGCUUCAGGCUAACUAAAUGGGUCAGCAACGACAUAGACGUCCUGUCAGACUUGCCUCAAUCUGAACGCGCUGCAUCCAUCGUGGAUCUAGAUUUAGGUAAUGACCACAUGCCUACAGAGAGGACACUGGGAGUUCUGUGGGAUAUGGAGACCGAUGCCUUCCAAUUUAGGGUUUCAACCAAGGACGUACCUCACACAAGACGAGGUAUCCUUUCUGCCACGAGUUCCCUUUAUGACCCACUCGGGUUCGUGGCCCCCUUCACUGUCAAUGCCAAGAUCCUUCUACAGGAUCUGUGUGCAAGGGGACUUGGAUGGGAUGAGCAGGUUGCAGAUGAACAAUCCAAGGAAUGGGACUCGUGGCAGGCUCAAUUGCCAGAUUUGUCUUCAGUGAAGAUUGCUAGAUGCUACAAGCCAGACAACUUCGAAAGUCCAGAGUACCACUUACAUGUGUUCUCUGAUGCCUCAGAGAGGGCAUAUGCAGCAUGUGCCUACUUGCGUGUCACAGAGGGCAGCAAGGUUCAUGUCACAUUUGUUAUGGGUAAAACAAGGUUAAGCCCAAUCAAGAAAAUGACAAUUCCAAGGCUUGAACUAUCUGCUGCUGUCCUCGCAGUCAAACUCGCCAAGACCAUUGAAAGAGAGAUUGGGAUCCCUCUCAACAGUUUCACCUUCUGGACCGAUUCCACCGCUGUUCUUCGUUACAUUUCAAACGAGAGCAGGCGAUUUCAAACCUUUGUUGCCAACAGGGUGGCCAGGAUCCAAGAAUGCACCAGCAGGGAUCAGUGGAAGUAUGUUGAUACAAGGAAUAACCCCGCUGAUGAUGGUUCCAGAGGAGUUCCAGCAACAAUGUUGUCUCGAUGGGUGGAUGGCCCAGCCUUCCUGAAGAAAGGUGAAUCUGAGUGGCCGAGGUGCCCCAUUUCUCCUGAAUCAAGGAAGAGUUCACUGGAUGGCGAACUAUCAGGAGAAGAUCCUGAAGUCAAGAAGAAUGUCUUCACGAUUACUGCUGAGGACAAAGUCAUUGAUCCAUUGAUUGACAGGUACUCAACAUGGGACCGCCUGAAGAGGGCAGUUGCGUGGAUCUUGCGAGUCAAGGAUCAUCUUCAUUCCCGAGUCAAGAAAGACGACUCGUUCUCAUCGACUGGUGAUUUGACAGUCCAUGAGUUGAAGAAAGCUGAACGAGCACUCAUUCAGCAUGUACAAAGGCAGGUCUUCCCAUCUGCCUUUAAUGGAUCAUCAUCAUCAAAGACUUCUCUCAGGAAGCUGAAUCCCAUUAUCAAGGAUGGGAUGUUAAGAGUAGGAGGGAGACUUGACAGAGCUCCGAUUGGGGACGAGGCCAAACAUCCUCUCAUCUUGCCAAAUCAUCACCAUGUGACACGGUUGCUAAUAGAGCACCACCACAAGCAAGUGGGUCAUUCUGGUGCAGGGAUGACAUGGGCAUCGAUUAGGUCCAAAUAUUGGAUCUUAAAGGGAGGCGCAGAAGUCAGAAGGAUUCUGGGCCAUUGCCUUCAGUGCAAGAGGAGGAAUGUACCUCGCGGCACCCAGUUCAUGGCAGAUCUACCAAAGGAAAGGGUAACACCAGGGACACCUGUAUUCCACAAUUCAGGUGUGGACUUCUUUGGUCCCUUCUUCGUCAAGCAAGGUAGAUCCCAUGUGAAGAGGUAUGGCUGUAUCUUCACAUGCAUGGCUACAAGGGCUGUGCAUCUUGAAGUAGCCAAUUCACUCGAAACAGACACAUUCAUCAAUGCUCUCCGGAGGUUCAUUAAUCGAAGAGGCCAGCCGGCGAAAAUCUGGAGUGAUAACGGCUCAAACUUCCGAGGUGCUCAACGCGAGCUAAAAGAAAACUUGGCCCAAGUCAACUCCAAGAAAGUAAACAGAUACCUAGCCCAACGAGGAAUCGACUGGAAAUUCAACCCUCCAGGUGCCAGCCACAUGGGCGGCAUCUGGGAGCGCGUCAUUCGAUCAGUCAGAAGGAUUUUAGGAAUCCUUCUGAAGAAUCAAACAUUGACGGAUGAGGGUUUCAUCACUAUGAUGUCUGAAGUGGAGGCAAUCUUGAAUUCAAGACCUCUAACUCCUCUGACUUCAGAUUCAAAUGAUCUGGAGCCCCUCACUCCCAACCAUCUCCUGUUAUACCACAGGAACCUGACAGUGCCUCCAGGCAUCUUCACAAAGGAAGACUGCCUUCUACGACGAAGAUGGAGGCAGGUCCAAUACUUGGCGGACCAAUUCUGGAGAAGAUGGGUCAGGGAAUACCUCCCCAUUCUCCAACAGCGCCAAAAAUGGACAAAGGAAGAAAUUAACUUCAAAACUGAUGAUCUGGUCCUCAUGGCUGAUGACAGUCUCCCACGAGGUAAGUGGCCACUUGGUCGGAUAUGUGACACCUACCCCGACAAACAUGGACGCGUGCGACAAGUAGAGGUGCGCAUUGGGCCUAAUCAGUACAAGAGGCCUAUCUCAAAAUUGUGCUUGCUAGAAGCUGCGAAAUAAAUAACCAUAAUCUGUGCUGCAAAUUUAAUUAUCGCAUUCAACCAUCAUUCACUUUGUCGUCUGUGCUUAUCCUAUUUAGAUUUUAAUAUUUCGGCAAUAAUUUAUAUUGAAAUGGCAGCUCAUUGGCAGUGGUAAGCAAUACUUGAUAAGUCCUAAAUCAAUCACUUUAUUUGCACACAGGAUUGUUGAAAAGGGGAGUUACGUCAACGAAGAUUAAUUCAUUGGUUAUCUUUAUUUCCUUCGUCAGAGUCUUAACUUCAAAUUUUAUAUGAUAAUUCAAUAAGGAAUUAUUUUAUAGUUUAUUAUGCUUGAUCUUCAUUGAAUUAACUGCCGCAUUUAUAAUAAUAUUCGAAAUGAGUCUUUGGUAUAGAGCCUCAUUUGGGGCCGGGCAUGUUGCGGCAGAUUUAAUAAAGUUAUCAAAUUUAUGAUAAAAUUUAGUUUGUUGGUUAAUACUUCAUGUAACCAGUUAUAACUUCUGUCGUAGUCCAUGUUUUUAUGUAUAAUUGAAUAUGUUUAAGUAUAUAUCUUGCAUUAGUAAUGCACCCCUCGCCCUAUCUCUCUCUCUCUCUUUCCUUCUCUCUGUAUACUUCCUGUCCACUUAUACAUUACUGUAAUGUAAUGUAAUGUUUAUGGUUAGUAUGUGCAGUGGUAUACCUGCUUGACCAACCCAAGCGCACUAAGUCCAUGAAAAUCACUUUGGUCAAUAGAGAGUCCUUUGUUUCUUGAUUUUGACCAUCCACCUUGGGGAUAAGCUUGGGCGUGGAGUGGGGUAUGUAAAACAAAGCCUCAAUUGAAUAGAAGUCAAGAUCAUAGACACACAUGCUGUACUGGUGUGCUUGCCAUUAAGAUCUCAACAUUUAAGAAACAUUUUCAAGUUAUGUCCUGAGGAAAGUUGUCAAAAUCCCAGAGAGCCAAAAGUUGGUAAGUUACAAAACUUGUAUAACUUUGUAGAAUACAUUAUUGCUGUUAUGAUCAUAUAUAUAUUUUGUUGUAUAAGUAUUCAAAGUUUGUGUAAUUUUCUGUCUAAAUUCAUGCCUGAAAAUUGGCAUGGCGAAUAGUUUUCAUGAUUCUCUUUACAGUACUGAACUAUAUGCAUAUUGUAUUAUACUGUCUGUAGCAAGCAUAGUGAAGUGAGAGAUGCUGACAAAACUAUGAACCUAAUUUGAGUUAUACAGGUGUAUUCCACGUUUAUUGAAAGGUUAACUAUGACCAAGUAUUUUAUUUACUUAUUCACUUAUUCAUUAUGAUUUCUUUUUGCAACAAAUACGUAUAUUUGAUGUUGUGCACACAUGGUACAAAUACAGUUUAUGAUUACUUCCUUAUCAUAUACAUUUAUAUUAUUAAGUUUAUACCUGAGUUAAUAUCAUUAUUAUUAUUUCAUUAGUUCAAGAUAAUUAAUCAUAUCUGGACUGUUCACUAAAUAAUUAUAUCUGUAUAUAUAUAUAUCAACUGCUGAUAAAUGCAAGCAAAUUACAAUUAAUUACAUUCAAUUAGAGUUUGAGUCAAAUUCGAUCAAUAAUUUUUGAUAACUGUUCUUACAAUAUGAACGAAACAUAUAAUAUAAUAAUGUUUUUAUUUCUUCUGUUUAUUUAUGACCUCAUAAAGUACACAAAAAUAACAGAUUCUGAGAAGGUUUACAUUGUUAAAACUUUAAAGACCUUAGAUACAUUCUAUUGAGAAUCUAUGACAUAGAAGCACAGAGUUAGUCUUGAUUUUAGACCUUAUAAUGUAGAUUUAUCUAUUUAUCAUUUUGCACUAUGUAUUUUAUUGAUUUACUAUAUUUUAUUUGCAUCCUGCCCUUCGUGUCAUGAUGUUAUUGUAAAUAUGUAUAUAUUUUCUUGUCUGUCUCUUGCAGUAAACCACGUAUUGUGAAACAUGCACGUAUUGUGAAACAUGCACGCAUUGUGACACAAACACGCACGUACACACACACACAUGUUCUCACGCUCACACGAUUGACCACACCCAUACACCCGCUUAUGAUACGUCGCACACAAGGUGCAUGUAUAUAUUGAGAAUAAACGUUCAUUCAACUGUACAA